AUGCUCACCUCGACUCAACAAAUCUUCAAGUCUUUCAAUUGUCCCAAAUGUGACACACCAUACUCGAAGACGGCAGGCGCAGAGAAUACACCAACGCAGACUAUUUGCUCUUUUCAAGAAUUUCCAGAAAUUUUGCAUUCACUUUCGAAUGGAUCGGGUUGUUUUGAUCGCGAGCCAACUCCAUCGUAUUACUUAAUGGAGCUGCUCUCAAGUGAGGCUUUCAAAUUGGAUCGGCAAGGGAAAGGAUAUGUGCAAACAACCCAAUCAAUCACAAUUCCGGAAUGUCCGGUUUGCCAUCAGAAAUAUUCGUUGAGAGAUGCCAAAAAAGAGCCAUGCAUUCUCCAUUGUGGACAUACUGCAUGGGGGGAAAAUCGACUUAAAACCUUUCUGCGAGAACUUGAAGAAAAAUCGACGCAAAAAGAAGCUGAAAUGAAAAGCAUUUGUGAAGAUUGUGGAAAGGAGGUGUCUCUCCUCGAAAUGUUCCAAUGCAUGGAUUGUGGGGGUAAAAUGUUAUGCUCUCGAUGUGUUUGCAAGAAUCAUCAUCCUCAUCAGAUUAUCGAUCUUGAAGUUGUUGAGACGAAGAAACUGGAGCAAGUGACUCGCGAAACGAUCAUCCCACAAAUUGAGGUCUACAAUGUCUGUUUCCCAGAGCUCCAAGCGAAUUUGAUCAAGAAUUUCAAUGAGUGCCAAAAGAAAAUUCUCAGUCGAACCGAUCAACUCGGUUACCUCAAUGGGUUUGCAGAAGUAAAUGAGCAACAGAAGGCUUGCAUGGCAUUUGGCGAGAGAUUCGAGACGAUUUGCGAGAAAUAUUUGGGUGAAUUGCGAUCAUUCAACACCGGUAUUGAGAAGCUCAUCGAUGACAUCAACGAGUCGCCAAAA
This is a messenger RNA of Mesorhabditis belari, 879 nucleotides long. The record is from the annotation of a GenBank genome assembly. NCBI's taxonomy places the organism in Eukaryota, Metazoa, Nematoda, Chromadorea, Rhabditida, Rhabditidae.